Messenger RNA from Clupea harengus (Atlantic herring), 2725 nucleotides. RefSeq names its product splicing factor proline/glutamine-rich (gene sfpq). The record is from RefSeq and is a predicted model, not a curated record. Gene Ontology annotation, molecular function: RNA binding. The coding region runs from base 53 to 1768 and encodes 571 amino acids. The transcript is spliced from 10 exons. NCBI's taxonomy places the organism in Eukaryota, Metazoa, Chordata, Actinopteri, Clupeiformes, Clupeidae.
AAAUCGCGGAGGAUUUCAGCGUCGGGGUGGCGGUAUCCCAGGAAUCCCAGGAAUGAGAGGUGGAAUGGGCAAUGCACAUUUCAGAAAUCAGAAUCAACCUUUUCAGGCCCGUGGACCUCCUCAACCUGGACCAGCUCUCGCGAAACAACUCAACAAUCUGCCCAAUCAACCAAAUCAAGUCACUCCACAGAAACCACCAGGGCCUGUCGUACAACCUGGGGUGCAAGUGCAGCAGUCUCCUAACGCUGCUACCAAGCCAGCAACGCCAAUCCACCUAACCAAGCCGCCAACGCCGCAGGCCGGCAAUGCAGAUGCAGGCCCACCGAAGAUUCAGUCGCCUCCUCCAGUUGUUAAGAAAGAUUUUUCUUCCCCACAGAGCCAUGCAAACAACAAAAACCAGAACCAAAACAAGCCGGGAAAUGGUAACGACCAGGGCCAUAAACAAGGUGCUGGUAUGGAUAAACCUCAACCGAACCUUAACCAACUGAAGAAGAAUGCCGAACAGAGCGAGCCGACACCGGAAUUUAAAGCCACUCUCUCCUUGCUUCGGAGGCCUGGUGAAAAGACAUUCACCCAGCGAUGCCGCCUCUUCAUUGGAAACUUGCCUAACGACAUAACUGAAAAUGAGUUCAAAAAACUGUUUUCAAAAUAUGGGGAGCCAAGCGAAAUUUUCAUCAACCAAAGCAAAGGAUUUGGAUUCAUCAGACUGGAGUCCCGGGCCCUGGCCGAGAUCGCUAAAGCAGAAUUGGAUGAUGUGCCCAUGAAAGGCAGAAUGCUUAGGGUGCGGUUUGCAACACACUCUGCUGCCCUCUCUGUCAAAAACCUCUCUCCAUUCGUGUCUAAUGAGCUUCUGGAGGAAGCCUUUUCUCAGUUUGGAUUGGUUGAGCGAGCAGUGGUAAUUGUUGAUGACCGUGGGCGGUCAACAGGCAAAGGGAUUGUUGAGUUUGCCCACAAGCCUGCUGCCAGGAAGGCCAUUGACCGCUGCAACGAUGGAGUCUUCUUGCUCACCACGACACCUCGCCCAAUUGUUGUGGAACCACUUGAACAGUAUGAUGAUGAGGAUGGGUUGCCAGAGAAACUUGCACAGAAAAACCCAAAAUAUCAGAAAGAACGUGAGCAGCCUCCCCGCUUCGCCCACCGAGGUUCGUUUGAGUUUGAGUACUCCCAACGCUGGAAGUCUCUGGAUGAGAUGGAGAAGCAGCAGCGACAGCAGGUUGAGAAGAACAUCCGUGAGGCACGAGAGAAGCUGGAGAGUGAAAUGGAUGAUGCUUUCCACGAGCACCAGGCCAACAUGCUGCGCCAAGAUCUGCUGAGGCGCCAGGAGGAGCUUCGUCGGAUGGAGGAGAUGCAUAACCAGGAAAUGCAGAAACGUAAAGAGAUGCAGCUCAGACAAGAGGAAGAGCGGCGAAGGCGUGAGGAGGAGAUGCUGAGGCAACGAGAGGUGGAGGAACAAAUGAGACGCCAGCGGGAAGAGAACUACAGGAUGGGAGGCUUCAUGGGGGAUAGAGAGCGGGAGAUGAGGCUGAAGACAGGUGCUGGUAUCUUAGCAGAUGCGCCCUUUGGCACACCAAAUCCAAAGUUCUUGGGUGGGCUUGGCUUCGAUCAAGGCCUGGGGGGACCUCCACCAGGUGGACUGAUGGGCGAAAUGAGAAAUGAGCGCUUUCCCCAGGGAGGCCCAGGAGGCCCAAGAGGUAUGGGCCCAAAUAACCCAGGGUUUGGGCGGGUGCGUGAGGAGUUUGACGGGCCUGCCAAGAAGGCCCGGUUUUAAAGCUGUCAUCAAUUCCUUUUGAUAAAAUACGCUUUUGUGUAGAUUCUUGACACCUUGAGUCAUAAUUUGAUGUAUUUGAGGACUAUAAUUACAUUUUAAGCUUGAAGUCUUGUCUGUUUUGUGGCAAAAGUUCCUUUUUUGCAUUUUAUGUUGUACUUGGAAUAGAUGGGAAUUCGUUAAUAACUCUUAGUGGUCUUUUGACCAGCCCUUUCCCUUGUCAUGUCCCCUCCACUAUAUCAUGCUCUGUGAUGUGACGUGAUGGUAAACUUCAUCUUACCUUUCUGUGGCUUUUUUUUUUGUUUUUGUUUCUUUUUUUGUUUUGUGCCAUUUAACAGUAAACCCUGUAACUUCACAAUAAAGAGUACAGUUGGUUAUUUCCAAACAUUCUAAGUACGUUCUUGGUUUUGGCAGUUGCGUUUGCUGGUCACUAGUCAUGAGGAAUGGAUUGGGGGUGGGGCCGGGGGGUCCUUUCAUUAAAUUGAGCUGUGUAGUCGACUUCCGCUACAAAUAUCCUGAGCUUUGUUUCGGCUUGAUGGGUUGACGAAGCACAGCAAGAUGGGGGGUGAAACUUAUGUUGCACAAGACUCGCGCCUACAUGGUCUUUAAGUAGUCGUCGUCCCUAGUGUCAAUUGUGUAUUAACUGAAUCGAUUGGGUAGACAGGGUAUCUUUAGUUACGCCCUACUGCAAAGUUGCCUUAUUGAAAUUCAGUUAGAAGACCCUUUAAUGUCUUGAUGGUGAAAUGGACUACUGCCAUCGCAAUUUAUCACAACAGAGGAGUGAAGCAAGUGCUUUACAAGUUAAAUGGAACUUAAAUCACAUAGGUACAUAGAUGUAGUAUCAGUUUAAAUAAUGGCGUACAUGGAAAUGUUCCACGCAAUGAACACUAGUCAGUGUGAGUUCCAGAAUUGGACUUCGUAAUAAAUGUGUUUCUGACAGUAAUAAAGUAUCAAUGAGAA